Molecule: messenger RNA, 759 nt
Organism: Coffea eugenioides
Lineage: Eukaryota; Viridiplantae; Streptophyta; Magnoliopsida; Gentianales; Rubiaceae
Product: glutaredoxin-C9-like
Exons: 1
Coding region: 146-607 (153 amino acids)
Source: RefSeq, a predicted model, not a curated record
CAUUUCCUGAUGUAUAUAUAAAGCAAGAACUUCCAUCUAUUCCUUAAACACAAGCAUUCUCACAAUCCUAUAUAGUACUAUCAUAGAUUUCUUCCAAAACACACACCACCGCACGCUCAGGUACGCACACUACCGAGAAAAAGCCAUGCAAGAAGCACUUCCAUACAAAACAUGGCUACCAAUGCCAAGAAAAGAAAGCCUUUUAAGCCUUUCAAUCGGUAAAGCCACCAGCAAUGGUAAUUCUGCUUCAUCAUUUCAUUAUCUCAAGAGUUCGAAGGCGGAGUUGAAGGAUACGAUCAAAGAAAACGCUGUGAUCGUGUUUGGGAAGCGCGGCUGUUGCAUGAGCCAUGUCGUUAAACGUUUGUUACAAGGCCUUGGUGUGAAUCCUCCGGUGUACGAGGUUGAUGAUGAGGACGAAAAUGAGGUGAUCAAGGAGCUGGAGAGGAUCAACGGCGGCGGCGGAGAUGAUAAAGAUCGUGGCCGGGUGCAGUUUCCGGCGGUGUUUAUCGGUGGUCAGUUGUUCGGAGGUUUGGAUCGGAUUAUGGCUACUCAUAUUACUGGGGAGCUGACCCCUAUUUUGAAAAAGGCUGGGGCUUUGUGGCUUUAAUUCGUGAUGUUUUGAUUGCUUGUAAUUGAUGUUUAUUCAUACUUUUAACAAUUGUCCUCUCUCUUUCUUUUUCUUCAAAUUCUGGCAAAUUUCCACCUUUCUUCAUCAAUUGAAUGGAGGAGAUGGAAAGUUUAGAUCAGCUUGACUUGGAC